Molecule: messenger RNA, 1596 nt
Organism: Coffea eugenioides
Lineage: Eukaryota; Viridiplantae; Streptophyta; Magnoliopsida; Gentianales; Rubiaceae
Exons: 2
Molecular function (GO): nucleic acid binding; zinc ion binding
Source: RefSeq, a predicted model, not a curated record
AUGGAGCAACCGUUCCAUCCGAGUGCAACUCCUUCUAAACCAACCCCGCGGCCAACUCUUCCAAGGGCAAAUACGUCUACCAACCAGCCAAAGGCAUGUUUCAAAUGCAAGGGAAUUGGCCACCUCAUGGCUCAAUGCCCUAACCGAAGCAUCAUGUACAUGAAUGAAGAGGGAAUGUGGCAAAGCGAAGGAGAGGAGGAAUAUGCGGACAUGCCACCGCUUGAAGAAGAGGGGAAGGAUGCUGACCUGGUUGAAAUAGAAGAGGACCCCGUGGCUCGAACUAUGGUGACUAUGAGAGUGCUAAAUGCACAAGCUCAAGAAGAUGAUCUCCAACGGACCAACAUUUUUCAUACGAGAUGCAAAAUUGGAGAUGAGGUAUGUCUCAUGAUCAUUGAUAGUGGCUCUUGUACUAAUUGCGUAGCUGCUGACUUUGUUGAGCAAAAACACCUUCCAUGGACUUACCACCCUAAACCCUAUAGACUAUCUUGGUUAAAUGAUGGGGGGGAAGUCAAGAUGACCAAACAAGCUUUAAUCGCUUUUUCUAUUGGUCGAUACAAGGACCAAGUUUUAUGUGACGUAAUUCCUAUGCAAGCUAGUCAUGUCUUGUUAGGGCGUCCGUGGGAGUAUGAUCGGCAGGCUGAUCAUAUUGGACUCACUAAUAAGUAUAAGUUCAUUAUGGACAACCUCAAGAUCACUCUUUCACCCUUGACACCUACACAAGUGUAUGAGGAACAAUUGCAUCUAAGAAAAGAGCGAGAGAAAAGGCAACUGAGAGAGGCAAAGAAAAAGCCGAAUGUGCCUGAGGAUGAGGAAAAAAAGAAAGUAGAGGCCGAUGAAGAAAAGAGCUUUUAUGCAAGUGUGCGUGAGAUAGAUAGGGCCUUGAAUGCACAAAGUCUUCUCAUAGUACUUAUGUACCGGGAAGCCGAUUAUUCUUCUUUUUACACACUUGGCAUAACCGAUUCUCUUCCUAGUGCAAUCUACUCUCUUUUGCAGGAAUUCAAGGAUGUGUUUCCGGAGGAACUACCGAAAGGAUUACCUCCAAUUCGAGGUAUUGAACAUCAAAUCGACUUUGUUCCUGGAGCAAUUCUACCAAAUCGACCAGCCUAUAGAGCAAAUCCGGAGGAAACAAAGGAAAUCCAAAGGCAAGUCGAUUCCCUCCUUGAAAAGGACCAGGUACGUGAAUCUCUUAGUCCUUGUGCAGUUCCAGUCAUUUUAGUGCCUAAGAAAGAAGGGACUUGGAGAAUGUGUACAGAUUGUCGUGCAAUUAAUAAAAUUACUGUUAAGUAUCGUCAUCCUAUUCCUAGGUUAGAUGAUAUGUUAGAAGAAUUGCAUGGGGCAAUCAUUUUCACUAAAAUUGACUUAAGAUCUGGUUAUCAUCAAAUAAGGAUAAAGGAAGGAGACGAAUGGAAAACUGCUUUCAAAACAAAGUAUGGUCUUUAUGAGUGGCUUGUGAUGCCUUUCGGCUUAACAAACGCUCCAAGUACUUUCAUGAGGUUAAUGAACCAUGUUUUAAGGCAUUUUCUUGGGAAGUUUGUUGUUGUUUAUUUUGAUGAUAUAUUGAUCUUUAGCAAGUCUUUAGAUGAACAUGUUGAGCAU